Messenger RNA from Dermacentor andersoni, 11303 nucleotides. RefSeq lists its product as uncharacterized. The record is from RefSeq and is a predicted model, not a curated record. NCBI's taxonomy places the organism in Eukaryota, Metazoa, Arthropoda, Arachnida, Ixodida, Ixodidae.
AAACUUCUCGCGCGUGCCGAGCUAACGCCGCCGCUUGAAAGAGCUCAAAGUACAAAAGGUCGAUAGCACUGUUUCUGUUCUGUCCUUAUGUUGCGCUGUGUCGAAUCCUUUGAAAAAUGAACAUUCAUUUCGCAUAAGUGUGAAGUUUGGCAGAUUCUUAGCUUAUUUCGAUAGAACCCAGAUACUGUCGUCAGUGCAAAUCGCCGAUAACUAUCGCGUAAUUUCAACAUAAAACGCUUUACCCCGCCGUACUUAUUUGGGCUAAUAAAUUUCGCUUCACGUUAACUGCGCAAUCUAGUGCACCAUGCCCACGUGACCGUGCCAUAUCCAUUGACCAAAGACGGGAGCCGGUGCUGUCGGAAGACACUCGACGCUCACAGAAUUCACCAUCGCCAUCGGCAUCAAAACGAAAAAAUCAAAACGAAAAGUAUGUCGCCGUAAGCGAUCACGCCGCAGCACGUUCGAAAGCACAUACGAAAGCUGGGACUAUGGCAAGGGCAUUCAGCUGAAGUCAAGUUUUGUUUCUCUCAAGUUCCGUGACGCCAUCCGCGACACACAGUGUCCGAAUUCCCGCAGCCUUCGGGGCGUCGUCGUCAUGUCGGAGGGCCAGAAGAAAGCCGCGAAGCGACUGAUCAAGUGGCGCGACAGCGCUCGCCGUCAACUGUCGAGCGCCUCGUGCAGCGACGAUCUCGCCGACGCCUUGCAAUUCGUCCUCCGCAACGUUGCCAAAACUUUCAAGGCCGCGCUUCUAUCGACCGACGACGACCGGAGAGAACAGUUGUCUCGGGACCUGAGCACCGUCUUGUGCCAGGUUUCGGCUCACCUCUACUUGCGUUCGCGCGAUUUGUUGGUCGCCGACUGCGACGAUGGCAGCGAUCGGAACAGCUCGAGCCGUUUCGACUACUGGGACCACCAGUGCGCGCUUCUCUCGUACUUGUUGGACCUAUCGCUCGUUCGCGACGAGCCCGCGGCGAUCGGCAAGAUCUGCUUCGUCCUGUCCAAGAGCAAGCACAGGGUAUGGGACGUUCUCGUGCAGACGUGGGCGAUCUGCUGCUCGAGCGCACCCGUCCGUCUGGAGCUGCAGCCGCGGCUGUUGGACGUGUUCCGCUGGUUCGCCGCCUACUGCCCGCGCACGUGCGCGAGCGCCGAGCUGUAUUUCAAGUUCGUUGUGUGCGCCGCGUGUCUGGCGAGACGGUUGCCCCAGCGUGGCUGGGAGACUGUCAAGCCCGUCGCCCUCUCCAUCGAACCCGCGGAGUUCGAUUUCGAAGAAUGGUUCGCCUCGCAGCCUGCCUUGGCCGCGCUUCUGCCUCGGUCCGAGGUGCCGAUAUCGCGCCGAAAAGUGAUCGCGCGCCUCUGCAAGAGCGCGUCGGACCCGGCGGAGCUGUUGGAAGCCUGCCGGUCACUGAGCGAGUCCGGCGGUGGUUCCGCUGGCGUCAGGACGACGUGCGACGCCGCGGCGGACGUCGACAUGUUCGUCAUCGUGGACGAGGAGACACAGGCACGAGAGGAGGAGACGAAGACGCCCGAGAUCGAGGAUGAGCAGCUGCAAGCAAUCAUUGAUUCAACACUGAGCCGUCUGCAGUCGACCAUUGCCACACCUCGUGCUAGUGACGCCGAGCCCAAUUCUGAGGCUGUCAGCGAUGCCAGCAACUCCCCGCUGAACACAAAGGCUUUCUUGGACAGGCUUCUCCGUAGCAGUGUUGCUGAUACUGAUGCUAGGGGAGCGUUGAAGAAUGCAGAAGCAUCUGUGAAGAAGCUCGACCACAAGCAACAUGAGUGUGUUGAAGAGGUCAACGACAGCAAAGCAGUGGACGUCGUGGCUACACCGGUGAAAGGUGAUGAGCAUACAAGCAUGGCUCAGGAAGCAACAUCGAAAGAAGAAGGGGUUGUUGCAAUUUGUGCAGACAGCACACCUGCGGCGUCACCUCCGCGAAAAAAAUUUAGGAGACGAAGAAGGGCUCACACAAAGAAGAUUCAUUCCUCAGGCAAGCUGCCCACAUCAAAAGCUGCAGAAGAGUCUUUUACUUUUGCAGCCAGUAUGGAGGACGAAGGUCAGCACGAAACUCCACUUUCUCAAAAGUUCUCACUUCAAAAACAUUCGCAGGAACUGCCUUCGGUUUCAGCUGUGCAGGAUUCAGAUGCUACAACUAUGCCUAUUGGCGACCAAUCUGUAGUGAAGGGAACAGACCAAGGCAGUGUCAUUGACCUUGAAGAAGAUUCAAGUGAGCACCAUGACUACAAAAUGGGCAAUGAGAUAUCAUUGUCGAUGGGCAGAGAGGAGCCUAGAGAAUUUUUGAAUUCACAAGCUGAGCCAAUCGCGAAAGCUCUGAAAGAAACUUCACUACGAAACCACAGAACUGGCAAGGCAGUUUUGUCUGAUAAUGGUGAAGGGCUAGGAGCUUCUUCAUGUUCGGAAGUUGAUUCGACAGUGAAUUCAGGUUUGCUUCCAGGUCAACAAGCUCAGAAGGCGACUAAGUCUCGCAGGCACAGGAUCAUUAAAUCUUUGUCAGAGGAGUCUGGCAGUCGGCAAGAACUGUCCUCGGUUUCAGCUGCGCAACACUUGGAUGCUGCAAUGACUUUUAAUGUUGGCCAGUGUCCAGGGAAGAGCACGGAACAAGUCAGCAUCGGAGACAUUGAAGAGAAAACGCCCAGGCACCACGAUGCCAAAAUUGACAAUCAAAAGUCAUCGAUGAAGGGCAGACAGGGGCACGGCAGACACUUGGAGGAUACCACCGAAACUAUUUCAAGUUCAUCAGAGGAUGGGGCUGCAGAGAAAAACGAUGGACAGCUAAUGCGUGAUGACAUCACUGAAGCUCUUUCAAGUUUGUCAGAUGUUGAGGUUGCAGAACAAAAUGGCAGGCGAUCACUGCAUGAUGAUGAUGAUGCUGAAACUCAAUCAAGUUUGGAUUCAGAGUCUUCUCAGGACAUAUCAUCUUCGAGCUCAGAAUCUGAGGCUUCUGGUGAACACUCAUGCAGCCAAAGCGCAUCUGGCGGUUCAGUCAAAAAGAGAAUAGCUGUUUUGUCUCCAGGUGAGAGACCUUCAGGCACAGCUUCCACUCGUAGUGGGGAAACCUGUAAUGUCCAGGAAAGGCAGAGAAAAAUACUGAGCAAUUUUCCGGAGCCAGAAUAUAAGAAAAGUGCCUUUAAAGGGAAUUGUAAUGUUUCAGCAUCAAGGUAUGCCAAAACAUCUCGAGUACAUUCAGAUUCGGAGUCCAUGUCUCCUGCAAAGCUAGGGAAAAUACAGUGCCAUCCUGCUACGGUUCUUGAGGCUAGAGAUGUCUCACCGAGAAGUGCAAAGACGGCAUAUAGGAGCAGAAUUGUCAGUUCCUCCGAGUCUUCUGAUGAAGAAUGCAGCAUUCAAUGCCCAGUGCUGCAAGAAUCUGUGUCUUCUAAUGAAGAGCGCAGUGUUGAACACUCGGCACAACAAGGAACAGAGUUUUCCAAUGAGGAAUGCAGUGUUGAGGCUAGAGAUGUCACACCGAGAAUUGCGAAGAAGGUAUAUAGGAGCAGAAUUGUCAGUUCCUCCAAGUCUUCUGAUGAAGAAAGCAGCAUUCAACGCUCAGUGCUGCAAGAAUCUGUGUCUUCUGACGAAGAGUGCAGUGUUGAACACUCCGCACAACAAGGAGCAGAGCUUUCCAAUGAGGAAUGCUGUGUUGAGGCUAGAGAUGUCACACCGAGAAUUGCGAAGAAGGUACAUAAAAGCAGAAUUGUCAGUUCCUCCAAGUCUUCUGAUGAAGAAAGCAGCAUUCAACGCCCAGUGCUGCAAGAAUCUGUGUCUUCUGAUGAAGAGCGCAGUGUUGAACACUCGGCACAGCAAGGAGCAGACUUUUCCAACGAAGAAUGCAGUGUUGAGGCUAGAGAUGUCACACCGAAAACUGCAAAGAAGGUACAUAGGAGCAGAAUUGUCAGUUCCUCCGAGUCUUCUGAUGAAGAAUGCAGCGUUGAACGGCCAAUGCUGCAAGAAGCUGUGUCUUCUGACGAAGAGUGCAGUGUUGAACACUCGGCACAACAAGGAGCAGAGUUUUCCAAUGAGGAAUGCUGUGUUGAGGCUAGAGAUGUCGCACCGAGAAUUGCGAAGAAGGUACAUAGGAGCAGAAUUGUCAGUUCCUCCAAGUCUUCUGAUGAAGAAAGCAGCAUUCAACGCCCAGUGCUGCAAGAAUCUGUGUCUUCUGAUGAAGAGCGCAGUGUUGAACACUCGGCACAAGGAGCAGAGUUUUCCAACGAAGAAUGCAGUGUUGAGGCUAGAGAUGUCACACCGAAAACUGCAAAGAAGGCACAUAGGAGCAGAAUUGUCAGUUCCUCCGAGUCUUCUGAUGAAGAAUGCAGCGUUGAACGGCCAAUGCUGCAAGAGUACGAAGAGCACAAUAUUGAACACUCGAUGCAACAAGGAGCAAAGUUUUCCAAUGAAGAAUGCUAUGUUGAACAGUCGGCACAAGAAGCUGAGUCUUCGAAUGAAGAGCACAACAUUGAACACUCAGCACAACAAGAAGCCAAGUCUUCUGACAAAGAGCAUGGUGUUGAAUACUUGCCAAAACAAGAAAGUUACUCUUCCAAUGAAAAGUGCAGUGUUGAGCACUCAGUGCAACAAGAAGCUGAGUCUUCCCAUGAUGAAUGCGAUGAUGAACACCUUUCACAGUCAGAAGUGAGACAGCCCGCCGUGUCUUCAGAAUUGGCCAAUGAAAUCCCAUGUGGGCAGCGGUCACCUGGCGUUUUGUCACUGCAGGACAUGCACAUCUCGCCUUCAGAAAGUGAUGAAGAUGGUCCGCUCUUUCCGGGGCUUAAGGGCACUCAUCUAGCUGCUGAAUCAGAUGCUGAUACCGUGGCGAUACAAUCGAACGAUGAAGGGGUUGCUUUCGGCAGACAACAUGCGGGAAGCCUGUCACAAGCCACAACCGUUUCAGCUUCGUCCCAGAGGCGCUCACCAUCACCUUUUUCGAAGCUGAGAGAAAGAGUGAUGUCUUUUCAAGAAGAUUCUGAUGAUGAAAUAGAUACUAUGGCUUUCGGAGGAAAGGAAGCAUCUUUAGUCGGCAAACACUGUCUCUUUAAGGUGCCGCUCAUGAAGAAGGUGGGCACCCCUACAACCCAACAGGCGGUUAAAUUGAAGCCUCAGGAUGUACGGCACAACAUAGAUGAGAGGAGAUCACCUAAAAAGAGCCAACCUGCCCACAGAAGAGCGCGCUCGCGUAGUUCAGUCUCUUUACAAAGGGAACAGGGAGCAGUGCCUGACAAAGAACAAGGUUCAGAAACUGACUCCUAUAAUGCAGCUGUGGCUACAAAUGGCACAGCCAGUGUAAGCUUGAAUAGUGACACCAUGGGGUCAAGGCACAUGUCAAUGGAGAAGACUAAAGUUCUCAGUCCAGGCAUGAAGCAGGCAGGCAUUUGUAGAAACAGCUCUGGAGCAUCGUUGCCCAAGAAUAAACUAUUGAAGCCAUCCAAAGUUACCAAUACCUCAGAAUCAGAGCAAGAUGAUGCUCCUGAAUCAGACUCUGAUGAAGAUGAAAGAGAUGCGAACACUGCUCUUGAGUCCGGAAAAUGCACAACACAAGGCCCAUCUAAGACAGAGGAACUGGCAAAAGUUGAAACUUCACCUUCGAAUAGAAGGAAACGGGCACCUUGUCCAAAUCUUUUGCCUUUGGAUCCCACCAGGCCAAAAAGAGCAACACUGAUGUUGUCUUCUGAUCACGAUUUUGAUGCUGCAAGUGUCAAUGUGGUUAAGGAGAGUGCAUGCAGUGAGCAUUCACGGCAAAAUGAGGUCAAUGCCAGGCAACUGCAGGAAGCCGAAUCUGAAGCGUCUGCCCAAAGAAAAAGCACACGGAGUUGUGCCAAAAGACUGCCAUUUGGGCAGCAAAAAGAACAAGUUCACAAUUCUGACUCUGGCAACACAUUCAAAGAUAUAUGCGACCAGCCUGUGCCAAGCAGCAAUUUGGCAAAAAGUCCGUCAAAGGGAAAGCAAAAGCACGGUGACCCAGGCGACGGGAAUUCCUCAGCUCCGGAAAAGCCACACACUCCUGCAAAACCUUCCAGUAGUUGUGCGACUCGUGGAAUAGAGGUGUCCGGAAGACGAGACAAUCUAUGUCAUGAUGGAAUCAAAUGUGAUGUUUCUCACAAACGUACAUGUCCCAUGUCACUUACGAAAAAGCCAACGUCAUCUAUGACCAAGCAGAAAUCUGGAAUUGAGGCAGAAGCUACAAGUAAGAGCAGGCAGCUGGCUCCUAGCAGCCUGCGCAUAUGUUCAUUAUCACCAAUUCGUGGCAGGACUCCUUCGUGUGAGGUACAGCAGACAGGGCAGACUGAAUUUGGAGUCCUGACUCGGAGUGCACGCAGGCAACUGUCCUAUGCUAAUGGUAAAACCUCCCUGUCCCAAAAAAGAAUAACAAUGUCUGCAGAGGGACUGGGACCUGAUGUAAAAUCAAAUGCCAUGUCUUGUGGGAAGACAGCUAAAAGUGUGCUAAAUGAAGAUGUAGAACCAGCACCGUUGCAGGCAAAGAGAGCGGUCUUGCAGGAUAGCACAAGGGAUGGCCACUCUGUCAUGAGAAGUGUCACUUCACCUACACAAGCAAAAGAUAAUGCCAUAUCUGAGAAAGAGUUAGAAAAUGGAGACAAAAGAGUAGGCAGUGUAUCUUCAAGGCAUAACACGUUAUCACCAUCUCCAAGACCAACUAAAUUGCCAAUAGUAAAACUAGAUCGUAUGCAGAAUAAUGAAACAGGACCUCUAGCCACUGUUAGCGGCAACAACUUGCCCAGAACACGCUCAGUUUCAGCUUCUUUGCAAGGCAGGGAGGCGGAUGCAUCAAACACCACAUUUGAUGGUCUGAUUACCAGCAAGGGAAGGCAAGUAGGUUCUGACAUGGGUGACACUGCAGCUUUGGCAAGGUCACCAUUAAGAACAGCAUCCAAGCGCAGACGGGUCGUUGAUGCUUGCAUGAACUCGACAUCUGCCCUGGACACUUUUGAAGAUGAUUCAUCUAAGACAAGUGUCUGCCUUAGCGGGCUGACACAGGUGCCUUUGUCACGAAAUCCUCAUGCUUCAGACGACUCUACGAGUUCCGACCAAGAGGGGGGCGACAUUGUUCAUAGCGCCCAGCAGCGAAGACUGUCGUUGCGAAGGCUGCCGUCACGAAGGUUGCCCCAACGUAAUAAGAAGGAGGAUUUCAUUAUUGACGUUGAUGAGGAGGUCCGUUCCCUUUCGGACUCUGAUGAUGAUGAUGAUGAUCCUACCUACGAAGUUGGUGAUGUAAAUCUAGAUGCCAGCAUUGCUCGCUUAAGAAGACUCAAAGUGCCUCUUUAUACACCAGAAAAGGAAGCGCAAUUAAGAACGUCGAGUGCUGCUUCAAGCUACAAAGCGGCAAACAGCAGUGCAAAAAGGAGUGGACGGCUCUCAUUAACUGCAAUACGAGCUUCGCAGUCCGAUAGGAGCCCGAGCUCCCAGUCCAGUCUGUCACCCCCUUUCAGUCCAGUGGCAACUGCGUCCAGCGGUAUUCCAGAGGCACAGAGUCCAGCAUCCAACUUCUGCUUGAGUCAUUCACCUUCCAGGCAUGCUAAAAGUUACGAUAAGCAGAACAGCAUGAUGCCAAGAAGGCGAGCAAUAAAACAUGGACAGAGUUCAUCUGAAAACAAGGACCAUGUGUUGUCAGUGUUGGAAGACCCACAAACUCUCAGCACAACAAACACAGGAAAGUCUCCAGAAAAAAUGCCAGUUCUCAGGCGGUCAACACGUUUAAGUACAAAACAGGAUAUGCCUGCGUUCCUUACUUGUUCAAACCACUCGAAGAGUGGUGAACUUGCGGCGCCGUCACAUUCGAGCCACCUAAACAAGGACUUUGAGGUCGUUGUCCGAGAGCAGACUGUACGCACCUCCAAAAGGAACAAGAGUUUGAAAAUGAGUCCUUCAUCGCAAAUGCAUGUGAAACAUCCUGAUGAAAGGUCGGGCGCAGCUGAAGAGGCAUCGGUGAUAGACGAUGCAUCAAGCUCUGUCUGCUCAACCUGCAAUCGCUGUGUGAAGGCUGCCAGUACUCAGGACAGUGGGACCAUGACUGACGACAGUUACCUUCAUGAUGAAGAUGCUUUUUCGGAUUCACUGAGAUAUUCUAAGCGUAAGAAGGUUGGCUGCAGUGCUUCAGCGUCACAUUCAAAGGCCAGAGCCUCCAGGUCAUCUUGCCGGCACGGUUCAGCAACUCAAGAAGCCAGUGUUCCAACACGGCGCAGCUCACGAACAACUGCAGGCACAUUACGCAGACUGAGUUAUGCUUGAAAUGCUGCUACGUGUGCUGAGAAAAAUUCUAAUGGACAAUGUCUAUUGGAACUGUCAGUGUUACUCAUGUUACUUACUCAGUGUUACCUUGUGGGUGCCAUUCAGAAAGCUGUGCCAUUGAACUGCAUUGUUACAGCUUAUAUCACUAAGAGAUAUACAUAUAUAUGUUAAGUCUUGUGUUAGCGAAGUUCAUAUUGCUUUUUUUUGAGCUGAGUGUAGCAUCAAGUUCAUUCUUGAAGGCAACACAUCUUGAUGCUCUGUUUCGCGAUAGUCAUGUUGUGUGCGAUGCAGUAGUGUACAGUCGAAGGGCAGCUGAUCUCACAGUGUGGUCUUGGACGAACUGUGUACGGGUGUGGUUUACCAGGCUUGUUGUAGGUGUCAUGCACUCAUUGUUAUGUAGAAUAUUCACCUCAGUACAUUAAUAGAAUUGUUGUAGGCAUAAGUACUAAGCAAACACCUUGUUAAUGAUCUUGUAGGAUUGAGAUUUCAUUGCAUUUAGUUAUUUCAUCACUUAGCUUCUAGACUCGUGGAAUUGUUUGAAAAGCAGUGUUAAUGUCUUGAGCACCAAAAUACAUUGAAAAUGCAGUGUACGAAAAAGAAGGUAGUUUUUUCAGGAAUUAGAAAAAGGUUAUUCAUAACUUAUUGAAAAUCAUCGUGUGCCACUGCCUUUGUGGAAAUUAAACAUGAACGGUCAUAGUCAUGAUCUUAGAUCCACUAAGAGGAAAGGCUUUCACUGUCUGAUGAAUGCACAUGCUUAUGUUUAUUUGUCUUGGCAAAGUGCUGUCUGGGGGCAUAGUUAAGUAAACUUACCACCAAAAGGAAAACUUCACCUGUUGAGAACAAAGCACUUAGGUGUGAAGAGGCAAAGCAAAUAAAUUGUCACAUGUACAGGGUGUGCUACUGUCCGCGUAAAUGUGUGUAUCUGUGCUUGUAUUGUGUGCUGUGCAAGCUGCUCAUGUCCAUGCCACGUCAUCUAAUAUCGAGGUGAUGUGUAAAGCCAUUGGAUACACAACUGCAAAGCACAUAAAUUCUUGCACAUAGGCAAGGUGGUCUUCUGUUAUCUUCAACAGGCAUUUCUGCUUACACAGCGUGCUGUGUGAGCUGCGCUUGGCUCUGCCUUGUCUGCUACAGGGGCGGGUGCUUUACAAUUUGCGACAAAGAAAAUUUUGCUCAAUCGAAGCACGAGAGCAAUAGUUCGCGGUCAAAGUGAAUUUGCUCUAAAUUCCCAUGAGCUGACAAGAUUAUCAGCAUUUGAAGCGAACAAGGAGAUUUUUCUCCUGUCUGCUCAAGGUGUCCGCACCUCUGAAACAUAUGACAACAAUUUUGUUGGUUGCACUAGUCCUGCUCAUUGCCUCACUGCAUUAGUGCAGUGCACCGAAUAUGCUUUUUUGGCACCUUGGCUGGCAUGGCAAGCAGCAGCCAUGAACUCAAUUAUUCAUGCUAACAGUAGAGCACCCUGUAUAACUGAGCAUGCCAGUUGCACUCAAACUAUUUGAGCUAGUUAUAAGGGGAAAAAGUUCAGUUACCGAGCAACUUCUGGGGCUGUUUCUGUUCAACUUUUGAUGUAUAGGCUUAAGGAGGUUCAUCUGUAAAAGAGUGACUGUUUUUGUCCAAGCUACUGCUUUUUAUAUUGAUGCUUUUAUAAAAAGUGCUUUCUGCAACUUGUUGCAGGGAAUGUGUCAUUCCUUGGGUUGCAGCCAAUUUCUUGUCUUAGGCUUACAUUGAGAUUCAUUGAUGCUUUAAUGUUGGUUAGCAUUGUGGUACUUUCAACGGAAAGUCGAAAGUCACAAAGGCGCAUUGAUUUGUAUUCACUACAGCUAAAAAAUUUUGAAACUUAAAAUUUUUUUUUUUUACUUUGUUGUUGGGACACCUUUGUUGAGAUGAUGGUAUAUGCUACAUGUGUCAAAUGUUCUGUUGGUAGAGUACAUAUUGUUUAUGCCACAUUUUGCUUUCAGAGAUUGAAUAGCAAUCUAAAGCUUUCCACUAUUGCAAGGACAGCUUUGAUGACAUAGAUGUUUAUGCAAUGUGCUUUCUUAUGUGCACUUUCUAAACUGUCAUUUUCUGUGAUCAUGUGUUCGGUAUUGAGGUUAAGGUUGUUCAUUUCAGAGAGUCAUAUAGGGAGUGUGCAUUUUUGGUAUGUCAUAUUGUUCAUCGUCCACUCCUGUCAUCCAUGCAUCAAGGGCUGCGUGAUGGUUUAUCCCCUUAAAGUUUUAUGGGGCAAGGUUUGCAAGAAUUUAAUAAAACUGAACUCCACGGAAAUUCUUGGAAGUUUGGCUACUUGUUGCUAUCUUUUAUAAUCCCUCUGUAGUUUGGCCAUGUGAGCGUUGAGCAAGGUCAUUAUGCAUAUAAUAGAGUUUGAGGGUCUCUUUAAUGCUUUGCAACUUUUAAAUUAAAACUGUGACAAUUAAUUCUUGCGGCACUAAUGCAUAGUCAAAGUGUAAAAGGUGUUCGUUUCAUUGGAAGCUGUAGGUCCAGGUUUUAGAAGAAUAAGUAUGACAACACUAACAGUGCAACAGUCAUCCUUAUGAAACCAUCGCAGGCAUGCCGAGCAAACUUUCAUCAUUCAUUUUCAAUAAUAACGGCAAUCUGCUGAUCUGUCUUUGUGCACAAGUGACAUGAGCCACCUGCGUGUGGCAUCCAUCAAGGAUUCACCUGUGCUGCCUCUGGCUUGGAGAUUUAAAGCCACUUUGCUAUCCUGCACAUUUUAUAUUUUCUUUGCUACAAGCAGCAAGAGGUACAUGUGAGCAUUGGCCAUUCUGCGUGAUCUCUGUGCAACAAAGCAGUGUAGCUGCUGCCGACAUUUCAAGCAUGUGGGGCCUGUCAUUCUUUGUUGCAUCCGCUGAAUCAACAGAAGUUGCACUGGCUUGCUUUCACAGAAAAGGCUGAGGUAUGCAACGGUGGCAUUAAUUUUUCCUUAUCACAGCAAGGUGGGCAUGUACAAUCAGAGUGAAAGGCAGCCUUUUGAGUACAAUAUGUUGUUGAAAGGGAUUGAUUUGUCUGUUGUUACAUCUGCGUCUGUUCUGUUGCACAAUAAUACUUCAGUAAUGGAUUA